AUGCCUUCUUCUUACCCAUCACAGAAUGGACGGUCAAAAUAUGACCAAUUCUUCAUCUUUGGGGAUUCCAUCACCCAAUUCUCGUACGAUCAGCACUUGGGCUUUGGUUUCGGGGCUGCCCUAACAAGUGACUAUGCUAGACGCCUCGAUAUAGUCCAUCGAGGAUUUAGCGGUUAUACAACCGCAAAUGCCAAAGUUCUAUUCCCCAAGAUCUUUCCUACAUUACAGGAAGGCCGAGUCCGCUUAAUGACAAUCUUCUUCGGCGCAAAUGAUGCCGUCUUGCCACCACAUGCACAACAAGUGCCACUUGAACAAUACAAGGAAAACCUCAAAUUCCUCAUAGAACACCCAUCAGUCAAGGAACACGGCACCAAAAUCAUUAUUCUGACCCCUCCCCCGAUCAAUGAGUACCAAUUGCAGUUCUUUGAUGCAGAAAAGGGCUUUGACACCCCCAGUCGAACAGCUGCCAACACCAAGCUGUACGCUGAUGCGUGUCGUGACGUUGCCCAGUCGCUUGGUGUACCCGUGGCUGAUAUUUGGAUGGCGAUUAUGAAAUCAACUGGGUGGGAGAUUGGGCAGCCGCUGACUGGUAGCAAGGAUGUCCCUGCAAAUGAUCAGCUGGCGAGUAUGUUGACUGAUGGUCUACAUUUCACUGGCAAUGGUUAUAAACUCAUGUACGAUGAAGUCAUGAAGACUAUACGGGCGACCUGGCCAGAGGAAGCUCCAGAGAAUCUGCCCGAAGUCUUUCCACCUUGGGAUAUUGCUCCUAAAUGA
Messenger RNA from Talaromyces marneffei, 774 nucleotides. RefSeq lists its product as uncharacterized. The transcript has 5 exons. NCBI's taxonomy places the organism in Eukaryota, Fungi, Ascomycota, Eurotiomycetes, Eurotiales, Trichocomaceae. The record is from RefSeq and is a predicted model, not a curated record. The coding region runs from base 1 to 774 and encodes 257 amino acids.